This is a messenger RNA of Aspergillus bombycis, 2613 nucleotides long. Its product is annotated as putative MFS monosaccharide transporter. The coding region runs from base 1 to 2613 and encodes 870 amino acids. NCBI's taxonomy places the organism in Eukaryota, Fungi, Ascomycota, Eurotiomycetes, Eurotiales, Aspergillaceae. Gene Ontology annotation, molecular function: transmembrane transporter activity. Gene Ontology annotation, biological process: transmembrane transport. The record is from RefSeq and is a predicted model, not a curated record. The transcript has 6 exons.
AUGGAGGACCGCAGACCAGAAGUGCUGGUCGUGUCCAUUGUCUUCUUCGUCAUCGCCUCCGUCUUUGUCGCACUGCGCUUCGUCUCGCGGGUUUUCAUCGUUAAGAAAGUCGGACUACAUGACUAUUUGAUGUUGUUGGCAUGGGUCAUCGAUUUUGGCUUCUCAUUCUCCCUCUUUUAUGCCACGAGGAAAGGCCUAGGCCUUCAUGAUGACGACAUAGCUCUGAGUGACCGGUACAGCCUCAAUCGAGCCAAUUAUGCAUUCACUGUGCUAUAUAACCCCGCGUUGAUGGCGGUCAAAACCUCCAUCCUCGUCUUCUAUCUCACUCUAACCCAAGGGGAAAGGGUUUUCCGUUGCGCAAAUUAUGUGACUCUUUUUGUCGUAAAUGCCGCCGGAUUGGCGCUCACACUGGUCAACGUCUUUCAAUGUCGUCCGGUUGGCGCGGCCUUUUCCUAUCCCCUGGCCCCGAAUGCACACUGUACCGAUAUCCUCACGCUAUACCUUUCUUCCUCUCCGGUGAACAUCAUUACCGACCUGGCCAUUCUUUUCUUGCCAAACCCCAUCUUAACUCAAAUGCGUCUUCCGCGGAAACAGAAAAUCAUCAUUGUCAUCACCUUUAGCUUUGGUUUCUUCGUUGCAGUAGUUGAUGUUAUCCGCAUUGCCUACCUUCAAAAUGCAGCUACAUCGCGCCAAAUCUUGCUGAGAGAGAUCCACCUGCAGGACGCUAGCGGUGACGACCUAAAUUGGUAUGCUUCUCUUUCGUUCAUGUGGUCGGUGGUCGAGGUCAAUGUGUCGGUCAUGUGCGCCUGUGUGCCUAGUCUUAAGCCUCUCGUAGCGCGAAUCGUUCCAAAGAUGAUUCGGGACACGGACGAUAGCACGACCGUACCAGAUGCCCCCACGGCUGGGCCUCUGGAUAUCCCAGAUAUUCCAGAUGUUACUGAACCUGCGCCCCUUCCAACUCUCCCAGGUCCCAACAUGCGACGACGCUCGCAGUCCGCUAACCAUAGUAAAUCCUCCCCGUCAGGCAGUGGUAGCAGUGCCAGUCGGAGAGAGACGGAUGGUUCAAUAGAUCUCAGAGAGUUCCUGAUGGCCAAUAACCCGCCUCCUCAAGAUGCGGAAGCGAAUACAACUAUCACCACCUCAUACCUACCUAGUAUCACCUUUUUCGACUUUGUCAACAUGAAGAAACCGGCGAAUAUGCUGAAGCUAAGCAAUAAGGAAUCCAUUGCGCCGAUCUCCCUAACGACGAUCUUGUUUUUCCUGUGGGGAUUCGCUUAUGGGUUGCUGGAUAUUCUCAACAAUCAAUUCCAGGAUAUUGUUCGUUUAGACGCCUGGCGAUCGUUGGGCCUGAACGCCGUUUAUUUCGGGGGCCUGUGUAUUUACGCUUGCGGCACUUUGAUAUUUUGGCCCUCAGCUGUUCUGACUUCGUAUUCUGCCUUCAUCGUCUCUAACUUCAUCGUUGGCUUUGGAUUAGCAGUACUGGAAACCGCUGCCAACCCGUUCAUAGCGCUGUGUGGGCCCCUAGAGAAUUCGGAGAUCCGAUUGAAUAUCUCGCAGGGUGUCCAAGCGAUAGGAAGCGUAGUUUCGCCGCUCUUAGCGAAAAAGGUCCUUUUCAAAAAGGUGACCGACGUUUCUUCUCUGGUUGAUGUUCAAUGGACUUAUCUGGGCAUUGCGUUAUUUGACGUGCUUCUGGCUGUGGCUUUCUAUUACCUACCAAUCCCAGAGGCAUCAGAUGAGGAUCUUCAAGAGCUAGCAAACCGGCGUCGGAACGACAACAUGACCCUGGUCGCUGGAAUUCCGGUGGUCUGGUUGACCCUAGGACUAGGAGUGUUUUCACAAUUUUUCUACGUCGCCGGACAGGAAGUAAUCUCGCAAAGCUUCAAUGCUUUUGUCGAGGAUGCCUACCCCAAUUCCCGCCUUAGCUCCUUUGAUUAUCUGACCAUCGCCCAUUCUAUCUUUGCGGUUGGUCGUUUCCUUGCCGCCUUUCUGCAAUGGUUCUUGAAGCCACGAUGGAUUCUGCUUAUAUCGUACAUUGGAAUGAUAGUAUUCUCCGUACUAUGCAUGAAAACGACGGGAAUCGCGGCGGUUACCAUGGCUCUCAUGGUCUACCUUUUUGAAAGUGGCGCAUUUAGCAUUAUAUUCGCCAUCUCUCUCCGCGGCGCAGGCCAACACACAAAGACCGCUGCAACGCUUCUGACGACAGCGAUCAGCGGAGGUGCCUGCUUUCCGUUCGCACAAUAUGCAGCCAGCCUCGCUGGGGGCAUGUCAUUCUCAUAUAGUGUCCUCGUUGCUGUCUUCUGCGCCGGUGCCAUCUUUCCGGUGUACUUGAACCUAGUACCUGCUGCAAAGAAGCAGGUUGACCCGGUACCAAACGAACACCUCCGCCGCCCACGUCGCCACCGCUCUAGACCCAAUAUUGUCCAGCGCGAGAAGGAAAACCCUUCUGUGGGCGGAGUCUAUUCACGACGGCGAAGCGUCCUGUCGGACCUGCUGCCAGCGGUUACCCUUUCUGACCAAUCGUCAUCUCAGCCCGACUUGGCUAAUAAUGGGCAACCCCGUUCAGCUGCCCACGGCGGCCUUCAACAUGAUUUGGCCCCCUGGCCUGAAUCGUAA